Molecule: messenger RNA, 2508 nt
Organism: Theobroma cacao (cacao)
Lineage: Eukaryota; Viridiplantae; Streptophyta; Magnoliopsida; Malvales; Malvaceae
Product: UDP-Glycosyltransferase superfamily protein
Molecular function (GO): UDP-glycosyltransferase activity
Source: RefSeq, a predicted model, not a curated record
CUAAAAAGAAAACUGGAAAAACCGUCGGAGGCUUACUACAACAGCAAUGGAGGGAGAGACGGCGACGUCAACGUCGACGCAGAGGUCGAAACGAAACGCCGUUUUCAUGGCUUUCGGUACCAAAGGCGACGUCUACCCUAUCGCUGCCAUUGCUGCAGCUUUCGCUGCUGACCAGAACGGUUACGACGUCGUUUUGAUCACUCAUUCAGCACAUGAGAAUCUAAUUUCUCAUCUAGAAAAAAAGAAUGUUGUCUUUCUUCCGAUUUCAUCGCCACCUGUUCUUUCUAGUAACGGAACCGAUGAUAAGACAGGCUCAUCGGGAAUAGAAUUUUCGGAGCAGAAAAGGAUUAUUACAAAAGAACACAGACGAGAAUGCUACUCGGCGGUGGAAAGGAUUUUCGGGGAUGGUCCAAGCUUGGAGGGUGAUUUUAUUGGGAUAAAUUUCUUCGCUUUGGAAGGGUGGAGCCUUGCAGAACUUUUUCGUGUGCGUUGUGUUGUUGUUGCUCCUUAUGUUGUUCCAUAUAGUGCACCUUCAUCCUUUGAGCGUCACUUCAGAAAAGAACUUCCUUUUUUGUAUAAAUAUCUUCAAGAAGCUCCCACUGACAAGGUUUGUUGGAAAGAUGUAAUUCAUUGGAUGUGGCCACUUUUUAGUGAAAAUUGGGAGUCAUGGAGAAGUGAAGAUUUGAACCUGAGUCCUUAUCCUUUUGCAGAUCCAGUAACAGGUCUUCCUACUUGGCACGAUAGGCCACCAUCUCCCCUACUACUGUAUGGGUUUAGCAAAGAAAUUGUUGAGUGCCCUGAUUAUUGGCCAUCAAAAACCCGGGUUUGUGGCUUUUGGUUUCUGCCAAUUGAGUGGCAGUUUUCCUGCAAGGAAUGUGGAGAAAUAUCAACACUGCUUUCCUCAGGGCAUCUGACCACAGAUGACAUGUGUUCAGUUCAUGCUGAGUUACGAAUUUUUCUAAGGACUCCUAUCUCACCACCACCUAUUUUUAUAGGGCUGAGUUCUAUUGGAAGCAUGGGAUUUAUGAGGAAUCCUCAAGCAUUUCUACGUAUUCUACAAACUGUUCUGGAGACUACAUGUUACAGAUUUAUCCUUUUUACAGCUGGCUAUGAACCAUUAGAUUCAACAGUCCAGGAAAUUGCCUGUGAAGCAUCUUCUUUUUCAAACCAAAGACAGUUGAUUCAAAAUGGGAUAUCUCUUUUUGACAGCCGGCUCUUUUGCUUUUCAGGUAUGAUACCAUACAAUUGGCUGUUCCCAAGAUGUGUAGCUGCAAUUCAUCAUGGAGGCAGUGGAUCCACUGCUGCAGCACUAUAUGCAGGUAUCCCUCAGAUACUAUGUCCAUUUAUGCUGGAUCAAUUCUACUGGGCAGAAAAAAUGUUUUGGCUUGGAGUUGCUCCAGAACCACUGAGAAGAAACCAUCUGGUUCCAGAAAAUGAUAGUGACACAAGCAUCAGGGUUGCUGCAAAAAUACUGUCACAAGCAAUACAUGAUGCAUUAUCUCCUAGAGUUAAAGAACGCGCAUUAGAAAUUGGUAAAAGGAUUUCUCUUGAGGAUGGAGUUUCAGAAGCUGUGAAGAUCCUCAAGGAAGAGAUUGGUAAUACAAUAUGGGAUAAUUAAUUCAGAAUGACGCACAAUGUGUCAAAGAGGAGCCAAAACAAAGUGAGGAAAACCCGAGUCAAGGAAAGAGAGAACAAUCCCAUGCGUUGAAGUUAAUGUGUCCCAAUAUCUUAACAUACAGAGGAUUCUACGCCUAGCCUUUCGCAUUCUACUGUGUCCUUGGGGCAGACAAUCAUGCUAACGAUUUCAGAGAUGUACUCUCUCGGCAUAAUAUCCAAUCUCAACUGUAAGAAAAGUAAACUCUUCUUCUUAUCAACUGAACUAACCCGUAUGGAUAGCUAUCACUAACAUUUUACCUAGACAAUAAUGCUUUGCUUGUCUUAGAUUCAGUGAUUUUUAAUGUAUCAAUGAAGUUGAAAAAUUCUUGAUCUUUUACUGAGAUUAAAACUCCAAGCCUGUGGGAAUUCCACCUUCCUAACAGGGUAGGUGAACCAUCAAGUCCAAGCCGUAGGGUUGUCUAACAAGUGUUCUUAGUACAUUUGCUUGUUAUCAUAGAACCAUGGAACUGUAAAAAAGUUUACUAGUAAGAAUGGUGUUGGUAGUUUAAAAGGUGAAAAUGGGAGCCGUGUUGAGGUCAGAGUGAUGGGCUAGCUCACCUAAAAAAGGCUUUGCAGUGACAUGUGCCUCUUUCUCCCAGCUUUGAACAAAGACUAAAGAUUAAUGCGAAGGGGCAAGUUUUUCAACAGGUAACUACCGUUGUCAAAUUAUUUAAAUUAAGAAUUUCUGACAUUUGGCUUUCUGUCAUUGCAGAAAAUCUGUUGAAGUUGUCGUGUCGGAUCACAAAAAAGUUAAAUCACAGUUGGUGUUGUGGGGUGGGUUGUUAGCUUCCUCUAAUGGAAAAAGACUCUUAAUUUAUAAUGGAAUUCAUCCUGUAAUUAUCGGCUUCUUCA